GAUUCGGCGAAGCGCUUAAUUGAGGCUGGAGCGGACGUGAAUAUCCGGCUGGAAAGAGCGGGCCUUGCUACCGCUCUGCAGGCUGCUCAAACAGCUGUCACGGAGGAAGAGAUCGAGAAGUUCAAGACAUAUUGUUCCACGGAUGAGGGUGUGGCUGAGGAGGUU
Aspergillus costaricaensis CBS 115574 is the source of this 165-nucleotide messenger RNA. RefSeq lists its product as uncharacterized. The annotation marks the transcript as partial. The record is from RefSeq and is a predicted model, not a curated record. NCBI's taxonomy places the organism in Eukaryota, Fungi, Ascomycota, Eurotiomycetes, Eurotiales, Aspergillaceae. The transcript has a single exon.